This is a messenger RNA of Alosa alosa (allis shad), 1139 nucleotides long. Its product is annotated as N-acetylaspartate synthetase-like. The record is from RefSeq and is a predicted model, not a curated record. The transcript has 3 exons. Bases 11 to 733 code for a protein of 240 amino acids. Gene Ontology annotation, molecular function: L-aspartate N-acetyltransferase activity. Gene Ontology annotation, cellular component: mitochondrial membrane. Lineage: Eukaryota; Metazoa; Chordata; Actinopteri; Clupeiformes; Clupeidae.
UAAGAAAACAAUGGGACAUGAGCCUUAUGCAAUCUUGAAAGAGGAUAGAACAGUGGUUGUUCGUAGGUAUACUCCUUCAGAUAAUAGAGAAGUCCUGCGCAUCUUCCAUGAGGGUAUGAUGGAAAUGGUGACUGACACUGCUUUCCGUGGCUUACUGCAUCACCCGGAAAGUCAACUCCUGUACUCUGCUAUAACAGUGACAUUUUAUGUGUUCACUGGAUCAAUAUGGUUGGCCUGUUGCAUACUGCCACUAGUGUUGGGUGUGCGAUACUACUACAGUUGGAAAGUGGUGAAUGGGUACCUGGAACGGGCGCAGGACAUGCAUGACAUUGACCAGAACUACAUGGAAUCCUCCGAGCACUAUCUCUGGGUUGCGGAGAUCGGAAGGACAGUAGUUGGGCUGGUUGCAGUCCACUGCCUUCAGGAUGGCAAUAUGGAGCUGAACCGCAUGUCUGUGGAUUCCCACUUUCAGCGCCAGCGGGUUGGGGUUGCACUUGGCCAGCAGGUCCUCAGGUUUGCCCGUCUUCAUGCCCACUCCUCUUCAUCAGCUACUACCUCAGUAGUCCUGGGUACCACGACAUAUACGGCAGCACCGCACCGCCUUUACCAAGCCCUGGGCUUCCGCUGUGUAGGCAUCACCGAAGGAUUCUGCACACCAGGCACUGAGCGAUCCCUCCUGGAACAAGCAUUCUACAGAGUACGUCACCACCACUACCAGCUGGACUUACACUAGUCACGGAUUACACCACAGUGCAUUUACAUGGAAUGAUUCUUCUGAUUACUUUUAAAGCUCUACAUGGCCUGUCUCCCAAUUACAUAUCUGAUCUCCUAGUACCUUAUACACCUGUGCGUACUUUAAGAUCAUCUGGUAGUGGUUUCCUAACUAUUCCUAGGUCAAUCUCAAAACUAAAGGGGAGAGAGCAUUUAGUGUCAGGGCACCUAGGCUCUGGAAUGACCUGCCUGAUGAAAUCAGGUCAGCCAAGUCAGUAUGCUCUUUUAAAUCCCUCCUUAAAACUCAUCUUUACAAGCAAGCCUUCCUUAGUUUUGUUAAAGUAAUAUACUUCAUUUUGUGUUAAGUUUAUUAAGUUUUAUUUCAGUGUCAAGUUUUAUUUCAGUAAGUUUUAUUUCAGUGUCAAGUU